CCACAAGUGCAGAUUAGAUUUAGAAAAACACACAAGCGAAGACGAGGGGAGUGAGUUUCAACACAAGAAGUAAUGUCAACGGUUCUUCAGCUUUCGAUCAUCGAUCUUUCUUUGCCUGAAAAGCUCUCUACUUCCCGAUUGAUUCGUCGGGUUCUCUUCUUUUUCUUCUUCUUGUAUCCUACACAAACAGCUUAUUUGAAUCAUGGAUUCUUCUAUCUCACGAACCAUGGCGUUCCCGAGGAGUUGAUGAAAAGAGUGUUCGAGGAGAGCAAGAACCUGUUCUCUCUUCCUCUUGAUGAGAAGAUAGUGAUGGUUCGACGUGGUUUUAGAGGUUACUCACCUUUAUACGACGAGAAAGGUGAUCCCAAGGAGCUAUUCACUUUUGGAUCUUCAGAGGGAGUUUUAGGUCAACAUUACCCUAAUAAAUGGCCUUCUGAAGACCUUUUGCCGCUAUGGAGGCCAACCAUGGAACGCUACUAUAAAAGUGUUGUGGAUGUUGGCAAGAAAUUGCUUGGCCUAGUGGCUUUAGCAUUGGAUUUGGAAGAGAACUUCUUUGAAAGGUUGGGAGCCUUCAAUGAUCAAGCAGCAGUUGUUCGCCUCUUACGUUAUUCAGGAGAGUUGAGUUCAUCUGAAGAUGAAGAAGAAAAAACAUGUGGGGCCUCUGCUCAUUCAGAUUUUGGAAUACUAACUCUUCUCGCAACAGAUGGAGUUCCAGGACUUCAAGUUUGCAGGGAUAAAGAUAAAGAGCCAAAUGUUUGGGAAGAUGUCCCUGGGAUUAAAGGUGCUUUUGUUGUCAACAUCGGAGACCUCAUGGAGAGAUGGACUAAUGGGCUUUUCCGGUCAACAAUGCAUAGAGUGUUGUCAGUGGGAAAAGAACGUUACUCGGUGGCUGUAUUUCUUGAUCCAGACCCAAACUGUGUUGUGGAGUGCUUGGAGAGUUGUUGUAGUGAAACAUCCCCUCCAAGGUUUCCACCGGUCCGAACCAGUGAUUAUUUCCACGAGCGAUUCAGCCAAUCCCUCAUCUCGUACUCUGGUUCCGCCUAAAAAUCAGUUAAUGUAUGAGAAGCUCGAUACUUUGCCUUAUUAAUAAAAGACGUGUGUUGUGUCACAAAUACUCGAGGUCUUUGCUGCCUCUACGUUGUGAUAAACGUUGUGAUAAACCUGCAUAUUGUAAUAUGGGCCUCAUGACUAGAUGGGUCAAAUGACUCAAAUCUAUACUGAGCCCUCUUGUUAUCGGUCAAUAUUUGUACCUAGGAUUGUACCAUGCUGAAUUUCUUAAAACAAUUAUAUAUGCUAAUUCUAAAACUUAAGAGCA
Messenger RNA from Raphanus sativus (radish), 1315 nucleotides. Its product is annotated as 2-oxoglutarate-Fe(II) type oxidoreductase hxnY-like. The record is from RefSeq and is a predicted model, not a curated record. The coding region runs from base 73 to 1044 and encodes 323 amino acids. Lineage: Eukaryota; Viridiplantae; Streptophyta; Magnoliopsida; Brassicales; Brassicaceae. The transcript has 11 exons.